Messenger RNA from Encephalitozoon romaleae SJ-2008, 426 nucleotides. Its product is annotated as V-type ATP synthase. The transcript has a single exon. Gene Ontology annotation, cellular component: vacuolar proton-transporting V-type ATPase complex; plasma membrane; proton-transporting V-type ATPase, V0 domain. Gene Ontology annotation, molecular function: proton-transporting ATPase activity, rotational mechanism; ATPase binding. The record is from RefSeq and is a predicted model, not a curated record. NCBI's taxonomy places the organism in Eukaryota, Fungi, Microsporidia, Unikaryonidae. Gene Ontology annotation, biological process: proton transmembrane transport; vacuolar acidification. Bases 1 to 426 code for a protein of 141 amino acids.
AUGCUUCUAUGUAUUCCUUGGAUGUUGUUAGGCAAGCCUAUAUACAUGAUAUUUAAGAAUAUGGUGAAAAGAGAAGAGAUCUCGAGUCUGUGGAUUAAUCAGUUUAUCCAUGUUGUUGAGUUUGGGCUUGGACUCAUUUCCAAUACCUCUUCAUAUCUUAGAUUAUGGGCUGUUUCUCUUGCCCAUGCCCAGCUUACUAGGGUCCUACAUGAGUUUACAAUAGGAAAGGAGGGAUUUAUUACUCCAGUUGUACUUUCUAGUGUUUAUAUCCUUGGAACCCUUGUUCUUCUUAUUGGAAUGGAGGGUCUUGGAUCAUGUCUUCAUGCCAUGCGGCUUAAUUGGGUGGAGUUUCACUCGAAGUUCUUUAGAGGAAAAGGAUAUCUGUUUGAGCCACUUGGAUUCAAUAUACCUCUUGAUGAUGAGUGA